Molecule: messenger RNA, 1783 nt
Organism: Amphibalanus amphitrite
Lineage: Eukaryota; Metazoa; Arthropoda; Thecostraca; Balanomorpha; Balanidae
Exons: 7
Coding region: 162-1442 (426 amino acids)
Source: RefSeq, a predicted model, not a curated record
UCCUGUGUCGCACACUGUUCCGGCUAAUCGGGAAGUACCUCAUUGCCGACAAUUGCGCGCGCCGGCCGCACGGAGCGCGCGCCGGCGGCCGCUGCGGGCGCGGUGUGCGGCCCGAGUCCAGUCUGUCCUCUCCCGCCCGCCCGUCCGCCGCCGGCCGUACCAUGAGCGCCCCUCGCCGCCGUCCGCUGCUGCCGCUGCUGCUGGUCGCCCUGCUGCUCCUGCUCGUUUGUGAGCCGACCGAGGCGAGAAGAGGAGGACGCCGCCGGGGAGGCAGCAGGAGGAACCGCUUCGGAAACGUGCCGAUCGACGGCAUGUACCGGAACCCCUCCGCCAAGACCUACUACAUGAACCCCAACGGCGCCCAGAUCAGCAAGUGGUCUCACUUCGAGUCGGAGUACAUCCUGGGAAGCAAGAUCGUCUUCAUGUGCACCGCCACAGGGAAGCCGAGGCCACACAUCUCCUGGUACAAGAACGGCAUCGAGGUGUACGCGCACAGCUUCUUCCAGAUCACCGAGUACAAGGUGGGAAGCAACGUCACCGUCUCUCGGAUGGAGAUCACCCCCGCCAAGCAGAAGGACGCCGGCUUCUACGAGUGCGAGGCCGACAACAAGUACGCCGUCGACCGGCGCGGCUUCCGAACAGACUUCAUCAUACAGAUGGAAUAUUCAGCGCCAGUAUCCUUGGCGACAGCAGCUCUAGAUGUCGUCAAGGCCAGCGGCACUGACACCGGACGGGCGGGCGUACCCGGCUGCCGGGGUGACCCAGGCCGGCCGACCUCUGCCUCCUGGCCGGAUGCGUUAAUAAGUCAGCUCUGCCGUCGCCCGGGCCGGACCAAUGGCGACCCGUCGGCCAUCACCGUAACGACCUGCCGGCGACGGUCGCUCUCCGGCAGCCGCCGCCGCUGCGGCGCGCUCACAAGGCGGUGGCGGUCCGGCCGCGCCAUGGGGCUCCGGCGCGAGCUGGUGUUGCUGCUGCUGGUGACGGCCGUCCUGCUGCCGCAGCCGCCCCGCGCCGACGCCAGCCUGCCCAAGUACUGGUUCAAACUGAAGCGGAGACUGCGUAACCACGUGUACAACAACCACCCGAUCGGCGGACGGUACCGCAACACCGAGACCAAACACUACUACGAGAACGAGGACAAGGCGCACAUUGUGAAGGCGUCGCACUUUGAGUCGGUGUACGAACUGGGCCACAAGAUCUCCUUCAUCUGCGUGGCCAGAGGCAGUCCUCGCCCAACCAUCACAUGGCGUAAGGACGGACAGGAGAUCCCCACUCACAAGUUCCUCAAGCUCUGGGAGUGGAAGCUCACCGGUGACCGUCUCAAGUCCAAGCUGGAGAUCGACCCCGCCUCACAAAUGGACAAGGGCAUCUACCAAUGUAUGGCGGACAACCAAUACGCGAUCGACGUGCGCGCGUUCCGGACCUCGUACGGAGACAGCUAACGGGGAGGCCUUAUAACACUAUUUUCAGUGUUCGCUGGUCACAAAUUUUGAUAUCUUCCUUGUUUCUUCGAUGCUAGAGACUACAAUAGUCGAAAUUAACCGGUUCACAUAAAUUCUUCAAUGGCAUCAUUAGAGUAAGACAUUCAAUCUAUUGUGUCAUUCGGUUUUAAUCUGGAGCGUAAUGCUCUACGAGAGAAGAAUUUCGAAGCUAACAAACUUUGUGUCCUCUAAUGUCGAGCUAAGAUGUCGUUUUAUUCACUAUGCAGAUGCAUAGACUGAGAUGUAAUGAUAUCCAAUGGAUGAGAUCCAGAAUAAUAAACAUGCUUUAAAGGCAGUUUUUU